AUGGAAGCUACAUCGGGGGCUCGCGAGCCCCGAGCCCGGCCGAGAGAACGCGACCCGGAGCGGCGCCCCCACGCGGACCGAGACCGCCGCCCCGAGCGACAGCGGCACAGACCCGGGCACCCGCGCAAGGAGAGAGGCGGGGACGGGCGGAGGGACGGGAACCGGCGAGGGGACCGGGACCGGGAGAGGGACCGAGACCUACGCCGGGACAGACACAGGGACGAAGCCCAUCGCGCAGGUGAACACUCCCGCCAGAGCCGGACGCGGGACAGACCCCGGGGGCCGAGCUGGGACGCAGCCCCGCCCCCCUGGCCCGCGCCUUGGGAAACCCCGGAGCCGCCGCCCCAGAGGAAGGAGGGCUUUGGGCGCCGCGGACCGGAAAGUGAACCCCCUUCAGGGAGGUAUCUGCCCUCAAACCCCAGGACCGAGCGAGAGGAAGUGGAAUAUUACCAAUCAGAGGCGGAAGGACUCCUGGAAUGCCAUAAAUGCAGAUAUUUGUGCACUGCCAGAGGUGUGGUACAGAUAGUGGAGGUGAUCUUGAAUGGGAUGGUCCUCAUGUGCAUCGUGGCCUCCUACUUUGUCCUUGCUGGAUUCAGUGCCAGUUUUGCCAGUGGCGGCGGCUUUGGGAACAACUAUUACUCACCAUUUGAGGGCACUGAGCUGGAGCAGGUUCGGCAAAUGGAUCAGCAAUACACAGUCCUCCGGGCACCCCUGAUAUACAGCGGUGUGGCUGUUUCUCUGGGGCUGGGUGUCCUCACCAUGGGCGUCUUACUCCAAGGAGCCAAGAGUCUAACAAAACUGCCAGAGAAGUGGCUCCUCAUAGAGGCCACCUUCAGCCUCCUGGCGGCAGUGGGCUACUGCAUAGGCAUUGGUGUUUACCUCCACGUAGCUCUGUGGAUCAAUUCCUCCGACAUCUGCAAAAGAAGAGAGAGGCUCUAUGCCCGCAAGGGUCUCACCUGGAUGAACUGCCAGCUGGCAGGCACUGAUGGAGCAGCGGCCACCUUUGCUUGUCUUCUGGUGAUCACGUAUGGUACCAGCGUGGUGCUGGCCUUGCGGAGCUACCGACAACAGAAACACUACAAAGACAGCAGAGAGCAGCACCGAAACUACAAUGACGUACCAGAGUACCUGUGGUCUGGGACGCUCUGA
This is a messenger RNA of Carlito syrichta (Philippine tarsier), 1149 nucleotides long. It is a transcript of the gene MARVELD3, whose product is annotated as MARVEL domain containing 3. Gene Ontology annotation, cellular component: membrane. Lineage: Eukaryota; Metazoa; Chordata; Mammalia; Primates; Tarsiidae. The transcript has 3 exons. The coding region runs from base 1 to 1149 and encodes 382 amino acids. The record is from RefSeq and is a predicted model, not a curated record.